Messenger RNA from Rotaria sp. Silwood2, 1449 nucleotides. NCBI's taxonomy places the organism in Eukaryota, Metazoa, Rotifera, Eurotatoria, Philodinida, Philodinidae. The record is from the annotation of a GenBank genome assembly.
AUGGGUAAUACAGAAAGCAUCUCGUCUGUGUAUUAUUCAUCGAUUCGAACAUCUUUGAAUUCCAUAACUCCUUUAUAUGAAGCAUGUCGUGAUGGUGAUGAAGAAAAAGUUCGAAAUCUUUUACCAAAAUACUCUCAUCUCGAUAUAAAUCGACAAGAAUUUCAUUAUGGUGGAAACACAUGUUUACAUAUUGCUGCUGCACAAGGUCACGAUAACAUUGUUAAACUUUUACUUCAACAUGGGUGUUAUCGAUCAUCUCUUCUUAAUUCACAAAAUCAAAGUGCUUAUGAUAUGGCUGCAUUACAUAAAGAAUCUACACGUUUAUUAUUUCUUCGCCAAGAUACACUAAAUUUAUCAUCAAAAUAUUCUUCGCGAUUUUUCGAACAAAAUCCAUCGGAAUGUUUUGAUGUAAUUAAAGUUGACGAUAAUCAAGAAAAUAAUGAUGAUAANAUAAUAUUAGUUAAAUAUAUAGUAAAUAAAUCAUCUUCAUCCGUUGCUUUUCGUAUAUGUUUUACUUCAAAUAAAGUCCAUGAUAAAAACUCAACAACAUUUGACAAAAAGUCUAUUAUACAAGCAUACAAAACUGAAGAAGAAAAGAAACAUGAAAUCGAAUAUUCUGCAAGUUCAAAAGCGAUGUGUCAAUCACGUUUGGCCCGUUUUUGUGUUAAUCAUUUGCAUUCUGAUAAACCACUAAAUCAUUAUGCAAUACUAAAACGUUUAAAUAAUUUAUUGGAAGAAUGUAGUAUAAAUAAUUCUGAUGAUUAUAUUAAAAUAGAAGAUUUGAUAAAGCAAUAUGGACAAAAUGAAAAUGCAAUUGAACAAUUACUUCAUUUAUAUACACUUGAAACAAAAUUUUAUCGAAUAUUGCAUAAAGAUUGUUUACCAUUAGCUUUACCAUUAUUUAUACAUUUACCAAAUCUAAAAGAACGAUUUUUUAAAGGCCGUGUUUAUCGUGGUGUGCACAUGGCAGACGAAGUAUUAUUAGUAUAUCAAAUGGCUAUGGAAACACCAGGAACAGUGCUACAAACACGUUCAUUUUCUUCAACAUCUAUUAAUCGUUGUGUUGCUGAACACUUUGCACAUUUAGAAAAGAAAAAUAAUGAAAGGAAAUUCAGUGUAUUACUUAUAUUCGAUUUUCCUGAUGUAUGCGAUCAAGCUAUUAAUCUUACAAGAAUAUCAAAUGAUAAACCAUGUUUAAGUGAAUAUGAAGAUGAAAAUGAAGUGCUUAUUUUACCAUGGACUUUAUUUGAAGUAAAACAUAUACGAAAAGCAACGGAUGAAGAUGAUUUAUUUACUAUAUAUUUAACUAAUAUUAUCAUAACAAAAAAAAAUCUUUUAUCAACAUUUAAAUGGAGUUGGGUUGAAUUUAAAAAAGGAAUUAUUCAAGAAAAAAAAUUAAAAUUUGAUUGUGCAUUUCAAAAACAUAAAACAUCAAUGCCUAAAAAUUAA